AUGGCUUGGUAUGAUGAAAUGGAGAAAAAGUAUGCGGAAAGGGUUGUUGACUCCGAAGUUGAGGCCUGCGAACGAAGCAAGGAGCAAUGGCUUUAUGAAAGUGACGGGACGGCUCAGGCCUAUGCUACGACUAUUGGCGAAGGUACACAAUUGGUUCGCGAGUUGGAAGUUCACUCACAACAUACUGGAAUCGACUACAAUAGCAACAUAGCGUGCAUCAAUCGACUGAUUCGAAACAUUGAAAGUCGCAAUAGUAAACUGUCAAGUAUUUGGAAUCCACAACGCGUGCUGUUGCAAAUUGGACUUCGUUUCGCGGUGUUCGUUCGAGAUAACUGUGAAGUGCUCUCUCAGAUUCGGAGCUGGGAGGAAGACAUGCGUGGCAUGUUGGAGUCGUCAACAUUUGCUGGGAAUGCGGAAAAGGUUCUACCAUUUCACCAAGACAACACAGCUCAGGUGAAAAUGGCUGUGAAGAAUAUCCGCAAGUGUGCUCAGGAGGUUUUGCAGUCUAUUCAUGGUAACGGCUUCUCUGACUUACGAACUAGGCAAGGAAAGAGUGUGACCGACUUGAUCAGAGAGAACUUGAAGAUUCUUGAAGUGGCCGAACAUCAAGUUAUGCAGUCUAUUCAUGGUAACGGCUUCUCUGACUUACGAACUAGGCAAGGAAAGAGUGUGACCGACUUGAUCAGAGAGAACUUGAAGAUUCUUGAAGUGGCCGAACAUCAAGUUAUGCAGUAUGCUGCGGAGACAUCCUACCGGAUCGAAGGGUCACGAAAGUUGGGGCGGAUUCGUAAUGUCGUCCGUGAAAUAGUCGCCGUAUUUGACCGUGAAGAGCGAGCUCUCCAAGUCAUGAGCACCGUCCCUGUUGAUCUAGAACAAGCUCUCAGGGCACAAGAAGCCCAUGAGAUGUUCAUCAAGAGAAUUGAGUUGAAUAACAUGGAUUCUGUGCGAGUUUUCUAUGAGCUCUCGAAUGAGCUUAUCCGAGAAGGAUCCACGGAUAGAUCAGCAGUGGUCGAGUUGAAUGAGAUGGUCACAGGGCGAUGGAGAAGACUAAGCGGGUUGGCUGAAGAACGCAACAAGCUUCUCAAGGCUGCAAUAGUUUGCUACAAGACUUACCUCACUGGAGUGUAUCCAAUCCUUGACCAACUGGAGAAGGAUUAUAGUCAGAAUCCCGAUCGUGACUGGUGUGCGAUUCGGGCAGGUGAAACACCUCAGGAGAGAGUCAAUGUGAUCUCGGAGUUGCUCAGCAAGCACAUGGACUACAAGGAUCGGUUUCUGAAGGGUUGUAUUUAUGCACAAAAGACCAGUGAACUCUUUUUAAAAUACAUCGAAAGAACCAGCUCGGGUACUGGUGUACACAAUCGGCUUGACAGUGAAAGGAUCAUACGGAUGAAGUCAGACCUGCGUGAACGGCAAUCAAAGAUACUCGAGUUGUGGACGAAAAAGAAGAAACAAUUGGACAGAUGCCAGCAGUUUGUAUUAAUGGAUGCAACACGGCAUGUGUUGGUUGACUGGCUUUGUGGAGAAGGUGAACGCCGUUUGAGUGAGUUCAUGGGAAAAGGAGUAGCCGAUGCGGCUACACUGGAGGAUUUUCAUACGUUCAAGCUGGCUGUAAAGGAAGAACGAGCUAAGAUACAAACGCUUUUAUGUAUGGCUGGUCCGAUCAGAGACGAAGCAAAACAACAUGCGGCGGAUAUUGCAGAUUGUAUGGAUGAUGUACGCGUUCGGUUCGAAAAGUUCUCACGCCGUGUUGCUGAAUGUGAAACCCUUCUUCGAGGAGGAAAGCCGAUACCUAAAGAUGAUCUGUCUCUCGAUCGACUAUCUGAUCCAAACGUUGAAGAGAAUAUGAACAUUAUGAAGCGUGAACAGAAUAAGAAAAUGAGGGAGCCUAUGCAUGAGCUCAUAAAAUCGGAACGGGACUACAUAGAAGAUUUACGGAAAUGUAUUCAGGUCUACAUUGCUGAAUUCGAUUCUGCUGAGGCCAAUUCAACGCUCCCAUCUAUUUUGAAAGAUCGACGGCAAGCAAUUUUUGGUAACUAUGAGAAGCUAUAUGCCUUCCACUCAGAGAAAUUCUUCCAUGAACUAUCAAAGUACGAAGAUGACCCAGAAGAAGUUGGAUGUUCGUUCACAGUUUGGGUGGAUUAUCUGAAUGAGCUCUAUACUGAUUAUUGUGUAAAUAUGGAACAGAACAAUCAUGUAGUUGCCUUACCAGAAGUGAUGUCAUUUUUCGAGUCAAUUAGAGAGAAGCAUGGAUUGGAACAGAACAACUCUUUGCACUCUAUGCGAAUAAAGCCAGUACAGCGAUGCACAAGAUACAAGCUGUUGAUGGAACAGUUGCUGAAGCACUGCAAUAACGUAGAGGAAAUUCGAGAAGCCUAUGAUGUCGUUAAAAGCCUUCCACGCCGCGUGAACGAUAUUAUUCACUUCAACGGGCUUGAGAAGGACAAGCUGGGUGUCGUUGGUCCAUUCGUUAUGCAAGAUCUUCUAACAGUUUGGGAGCCAAGGAACUAUUUCAACAAAGCGAAAGGGAAGGAUCGUCAGGUCUUCCUCUUCGAGCAAGCUAUAGUGAUUGCGAAGAAAGUGGAAUUCACACCGAAGAAUGUCAAGUACAUAAUCAAAGGGAAACCAAUUCCAGUGAGUAAACUUUUCUUGACUCUGUUGCAGUAG
This is a messenger RNA of Cooperia oncophora, 2664 nucleotides long. Lineage: Eukaryota; Metazoa; Nematoda; Chromadorea; Rhabditida; Trichostrongylidae. The record is from the annotation of a GenBank genome assembly.